Exophiala bonariae is the source of this 750-nucleotide messenger RNA. RefSeq names its product triosephosphate isomerase (gene TPI1). Gene Ontology annotation, biological process: glyceraldehyde-3-phosphate biosynthetic process; glycerol catabolic process; gluconeogenesis. Lineage: Eukaryota; Fungi; Ascomycota; Eurotiomycetes; Chaetothyriales; Herpotrichiellaceae. Gene Ontology annotation, cellular component: cytosol. The record is from RefSeq and is a predicted model, not a curated record. Gene Ontology annotation, molecular function: triose-phosphate isomerase activity. The transcript is spliced from 5 exons. Bases 1 to 750 code for a protein of 249 amino acids.
AUGGGUCGCAAGUUCUUCGUCGGAGGUAACUUCAAAAUGAAUGGAACGAUCACGUCCAUUAAGGAGAUCGUCCACAACCUUUCCACCGCCAAGCUCGACUCAAACACCGAAGUCGUCAUCGCUCCCCCAUCGCUCUACCUCCUCUUGACCCGCGAGCACCUCUCGGACAACAUUGAAGUUGCCGCCCAGAAUGUCUUCGACAGACCCAACGGUGCAUUCACUGGUGAGAUCUCUGUCGCUCAGCUGAAGGACAGCAAGAUCUCAUGGACAUUGUUGGGCCACUCUGAACGCCGAACGAUUCUAAGAGAAGAGGACGAAUUUGUGGCCUGCAAGUCCAAGGCUGCACUAGAUGGUGGCAUUGGCGUCAUUCUCUGCUGUGGUGAAAGUCUCGAGGAGAGAGAAGCCAACACCACUGUCGAUGUGGUUACCAGACAGCUCGCCGCGGUCAACGAGUCUAUUGGCAAGGACGGCUGGAAGAACGUGGUGAUUGCCUACGAACCAAUCUGGGCCAUCGGAACUGGCAAGGUUGCUACAACUGAACAAGCUCAAGAAGUCCACGCGGCCAUCCGAAAGUGGCUCUCGGAGUCAGUGAGCUCGGAAGUGGCCGAGGCCACACGAAUCAUCUACGGUGGCAGUGUAUCGGAGAAGAACUGCAGAGAACUGGCCAAGCAACCUGAUGUCGACGGGUUCUUGGUUGGAGGUGCCAGUCUCAAACCUGCUUUCGUCGAUAUCAUCAACGCCAACGUCUAA